Messenger RNA from Haemorhous mexicanus (house finch), 2308 nucleotides. RefSeq names its product cilia and flagella associated protein 206 (gene CFAP206). The record is from RefSeq and is a predicted model, not a curated record. The transcript has 12 exons. Gene Ontology annotation, biological process: sperm axoneme assembly; regulation of cilium beat frequency; regulation of flagellated sperm motility. The coding region runs from base 512 to 2230 and encodes 572 amino acids. Lineage: Eukaryota; Metazoa; Chordata; Aves; Passeriformes; Fringillidae. Gene Ontology annotation, cellular component: ciliary basal body; axoneme.
UCCAAUUGCCUGCAGUGAGGUAUUUUAAAGGGGCACUCAGCGACAUAGGGUCCUAAAAACAUGAAAAAAUAUUUUAUUCCCCUGAAAUCUUAUGUGAAUAUAAUGCUCCAAGAAGGCUGCAGGUCCUGAGUUCUGCAAACUCUCCGAACUCCAACUCAGAGCUUUCUUCUGCAGGCAGAUAAAACAUUGUUUUCUUUCAGAGGUAAAAAAGAGAAGUUUUACCAAGUUUUAAUAACGUUUCUUCACACUCUCAUAAAUGAACCUGUGAUGCAUAGGUGAAUGUUUAAUGCAGCAGCUAUAUUUAUUCUUCCAUGUUCACCUCCUCCCUCUCUUGUAAUGGAUAAUUUUGUUUCUCUGCUCAGACAGGGCCAGGUAGUAUAAAUGGGCUGAAUAUUUGAAGGAAUGGGCUUUGAUCUCAUUUAAAGUGAAAAUUUAAUGGAAUCAGUCUCAGUAUUGUCCUUGGUAGACAACUGUGAAAGCUGUUGUUUUAGAUCCAAGAAAUGAUUUUAAUAUGGAUCGAACCCUUACAGAAAAUGAUAUGCAGGAUAUUAUCCAGUUCUGUGUUACCAGACUGCUUGAUACAUCAAACCCAUCCCUAAGCACAAUUAAGAUGCAAGUUAACUUUGAUAUGAACUAUGCAAACCGAGAUGAAUUACUGAGUGAGCAGGAGCGUGUUCUGGAAGGAAAACUGGCUCCUGUAGUUAGAGCCAUCACUGAGAGUGGUCCACAUGUGCAAGAAGAAAUGGAGAAUGUGUAUCAAAAGAUUGUUACCUAUGUGCUGCUGAGAUCUGGCCUGGGAUCCCCAACAGAUAUUGAGGCUGUCAGGGAGGUAACAGCUGCCUUGCAGAGUGUGUUCCCCCAGACAGAGAUGAUUACUUUCAUCUCACUCAAUAAGAGGGACAAAGAACAACAGCUGAAAGAUCUUGCCAUGCUAGUGACAGGAAUUCGUUUGUACAACAAACAGUGCCAGAGAGGAGGAAGCUGCAUUGAUGACUUGCCAGGCAUCCUGAGCGAAGCCAUUCCGUCGGCUACACGGACUCUCGAUGAGCGUCUGAACUCCUGCCAGCUGCUGGCCCACCGCUACACGGCCCUGCUGGAAGCCAUGCAGGAAGAGCCCCAAAGGUUCUCCCGGCUUAGAUUUCUUAAAUUAAAAGAAGCACUAUUCAAUGUGAGACAGUAUGAAGCCUUCCUUUGCAUCCUUCAGUCUAAUGCAAUUACAAGUGCUCAAGAAGUUGAAUCGUUGGAUGUUCAGUUUGAAGCAGCAAUGAUGGUAUUGAAAAAUACAGUGCAGGAUAAGACUUCCAUAGAGUCUGGAGAAGUUUUUCCUCUGUUUAUGGAACUUUCUAAGCUUUGGACCGGGUUUCAGGAUGAAAUGCUACUCCUAAGCUUCCUCACAAAUAUGGCUGACAAUCUGCAACAAUUCUUGGAAAUCCAAUCAGAGCUUUUUCCAGAGGAAAUGCUAGCAUCUCUUCUGGAAGGAGUGACUGUGAAAAGUGAUGCGGAAAGAAUAAAAGAAACCAUGGGAACCAGAGUGAAUGUUUCUGAUUUCACAAACCAAGAAUGGCUUUUUCCAGAGACUACUGAUAAUUUUGAUCAGUUGCUGAUCCAGUACCAUGGUUUCUGUGCAUAUUCAAUUGGUGUGAAAGGUAUCACACUACCAGGAAAUCCUGCUAUUGGAAUUUUGAAGCACAAGGAGAAAUACUAUGUUUUCAGUUCAAAAGAAACUGCAUACAUCUUUGCUGAAGAUCCAGAUAAGUUCAUCCAAUUGAAUAUAGAAAAAGCAAAAAAAUAUGCAGAGCUAAUUCAACUGCUUGAGCUCCAUCAUCAGUUUGAAUACCUUGUUCCACAGGCACAGGCCAGAAAGGCAAGCAGAAGUUCAAUGAAACCACCCCUAAAACGUGAGAGUGGUACUCAAACUGAUACUCAUAUCUUGCCUCCAACUAUUGUGAGAUCCUAUGAAUGGAAUGAAUGGGAACUGAGAAGAAAAGCUAUAAAAUUGGCCAACUUGCGCCGCAUGUUAACUCAUUCCAUGCAGACUGAUCUCAGCCACAUGAGAAGAGAGAACUUCACCCAAGUGUACCUGCCAAAAGAUGCUGGCACCCAGACUAAGCGUGACAACUCAAGCAAUGUACCCAAACCCCAGAUUUUUUUGAAAGGUCUCAGAGGAGGAUCAUCUCCCACUACUCAUAUGGUCACAGUAGACUUAACAAGACCACUGGAUGAAACUUAAGUGAUAAUGAGAAACCUGAAGCUGCAUCUUGAAUGUGUAUAUAAAAAUCCCUGAAUAUAUCUGAAUUUAGACACUAAA